Molecule: messenger RNA, 1105 nt
Organism: Botrytis cinerea B05.10
Lineage: Eukaryota; Fungi; Ascomycota; Leotiomycetes; Helotiales; Sclerotiniaceae
Exons: 2
Coding region: 269-874 (201 amino acids)
Source: RefSeq, a predicted model, not a curated record
GGAGCCCGAAGUGAGCGUAAGUAUGGCUGCUGAAUCUUUGUAUCCGUUCACGAAGACUGUUUGUCUUCGCCGACGUGAUAGAGUCAACAAAGCAGGCUCCGCAUGAUAAGCUCCCCUCGUGGAAAAUUCUAAGAAAAAACAAUAUAUAAACCUGCUUCUUCCCGCUCUCUCUAGAACUUCAUCAGACUCACACAACUGUCAAGUUACAUAUCAUCAAAGGCCUUAAACUCUUACAUUUUCACUCAACAUAAAUUUACCUCAAGCCAUCAUGCAGAUGCUCAAGAUCACCGCCAUUCUGGCUUUCGCUGCCACCUUUGCUGCCGCCGCCCCUGGUGCAAAGCUCAACGCUGCUGCGAAGCGCCAGACUACCGAGUUCGGCCCUUACCCUGAGGAUGACUACAACACCAAACGUCAGACCACUGAGUUUGGCCCAUAUCCCGAAGAUGAUUACAACACCAAGCGUCAAACUACCGAGUUCGGCCCUUACCCUGAGGAUGACUACAACACCAAACGUCAGACCACCGAGUUUGGCCCAUACCCCGAAGAUGAUUACAACACCAAGCGUCAAACUACCGAGUUCGGCCCUUACCCUGAGGAUGACUACAACACCAAGAGACAGACCACUGAAUUCGGUCCUUACCCUGAGGAUGACUACAACACCAAGAGACAAACCACCGAGUUCGGCCCAUACCCCGAAGACGACUACAACACCAAGCGUCAGACCACCGAGUUUGGCCCAUACCCCGAAGACGACUACAACACCAAGCGUCAGACCACCGAGUUUGGCCCAUACCCCGAAGACGACUACAACACCAAGCGUCAGACCACCGAGUUUGGCCCAUACCCCGAAGACGACUACAACACCAAGAACUAAUCUUCCUACGUUCAAGGUGAAACUGCCCGUCCAAAUUAAGUCGCAGUCACACCCGGCAAUUAACGCUACUUUACUGAUGCUUGGGUUUCACCACUGGGCUUACUUUCGAUGCUGAGUUGUCUGAUAUGUAUCGGUGACAUCUGGAUGCUCGGAUCUAGAAACAAUUUAUGACUACAAUAUAUUUCUCACACUUGGCCUAUAAUUCUAAAUGAAGUGAUUUUGAAUCUAAUA